ACUGCUCAGUCUGGGGAAAGAUCUAUGAGAGAGGAAGCCUGCUCAUUGUAGACAGCAUAACUGGCCCAGUCGUUCUCCAGUCUCCGAGUCUGGAACGUGUCACCGAAGGUCACACGGCUGAGUUACAGUGCACCAUGAGGAACGCCACAGUGACACACACCGAUGUUCAUUGGUGCAGACUGUCCCCAGAACAAAUUAUGGAGCAGGUUUUAACACAUCCAGGAAAUGGGUCCACACAAUGGAGUCCAGGGUUCACUGAGCGAUUCCAGCCUUUCAGAGACUCCUCCAUUAAUAGCUUAAUUCUGAUCAUCACAAACGUCCAGCCCAGUGACACUGGGGUCUAUUACUGCUCAGUCUGGGGAAAGAUCUUUGGGAGAGGAAGCCUGCUCAUUGUCGACAGCAUCACUGGUCCAGUCCUUCUUCAGUCUCCCAGCCUGGAACGUGUCACUGAGGGUCACACUGCCCGGUUACAGUGCACCAUGAGGAACUCCGCAGUGACACACACCAAUGUUCACUGGUACCGACUGUCCCCAAAGCAAAUUAUGGAGCGGGUUUUAACACAUCCAGGAAAUGGCUCCAUACAAUGGACCCCAGGAUUCAUGCAGCGAUUCCAGCCUUCCAGAGACUCCUCCAGUAACAGCUUCACUCUGACUAUCACAAACGUGCAGCCCAGUGACACUGGGGUAUAUUACUGCUCAGUAUUAGAAAACAUCUAUGGGACAGGAAGCCAGCUCAAUAUCACUGAUGUAAAUGUCCCAGUCCUUCACCAGUCUCCGAGCCUGGAACGUGUCACCGAGGCUCACACUGCCCGGUUACAGUGCACCAUGAGGAAUGCUUCAGUGACACACACCAAUGUUCACUGGGACCGUGAGAAACCAGGGAAUAAGAUGGAGUGGGUUUUAACACAUGACAUGAGGAACAUCACACAAUGGAGCCCAGGAUUCACUGAGCGAUUCCAGUCUUCCAGAGAACCCUCCAAUAACAGCUUCAUUCUGACCAUCACGAACACGCAGCCCAAUGACACUGGGGUCUAUUAUUGUAAAGCGUGGGGAGACAUCAGUGGGAAUGGAACCCAGCUGAAUGUAACAGACCCAUUGGCUGAUCCAGUCCUCAUUCAGGAUCCAGUGGUCAGCAAGGUGGCAGAGGGUGAAACUGUCGAGUUUGAGUGUGCCAUGAACAAUGCCAGUGUGACUGACACUGAUGUCCACUGGCACUACCAGCGACCUGGCAGCAACAGGGAGUGGGUGAUAAGCCACUUUGUGAAUGGCACCCUCACCAAGGCCCAGGGUUUCCCCGAUCAUGUUCAGCUUUCCAGGAAUGUCAGCAGGAACAGUUACAUUCUGAGCCUUGUCAAUGUGACUCUCAAUGAUACUGCUGUGUACAGCUGCAGUGUGUGGAGCUACAUCUAUGGAGCAGGGAGCCAGCUUAUUGUAACUGAAGAGUCUUCUCAUGGUAUUCCCUGGACUUCAGAUUCCAUUUUAAUCAUUGGCACUAUUCUGGGCUUCACUGUCUUGAUCUGCAUUGUCCUGCUCACAUUUUUCCUUUGGAAACAAAAGCUGUGUUCAUCAGUAAAGGACUCCUCACAAGGGAGCCCUGUUGAAGACCAGAACAUUGUGUAUACAACAGUAAAUGAUCGAACACGGAGCAGUGAGCGAGCAGCAGUUCCUCCUGUUGUGCAUGCUGAAGGGGAAUGUCAUUAUGCUGAGGUUCACUUUCAUCGACAAGGAAGCAGCCAGCCGACAGUGACAGCUGCUGAAAGGAGCUCGGAAUACGCAGUUAUAAAACGGGCAAGAAACUGAAGUUCAACAGGACCCUUUCACUCUGCAGCAAGGAGCAGCCAAGAACAGUUCACUCGAACAGACUCAUCUCAGCUUCAACUUCACAUUCACCCAGAUUCAGGCUGCCUCACCAACAAAUGUCCCAUGUCCAUAUAUUCCCAGACCCUGAGAUUACUAGGCACUCAGACCCUCCUAGACCCUGAAAUUACUGUGCACUCUGAUCCUCUCAGACCUUGAUAGAACCUGGAACAGUACAGCACAUGAAUGGGUCCUUUGGCCCACGAUGUUGUGCUGAACAUAAUGCCAAAUGAAACUAAUCCCUUCUGCCUGCCUGUGGUGCAUAUUCCUCCAAUCCUUGAACAUUCAUGUGGCUUGUUUGAAAAUUCCUUAAACACCCCGAUUGUAUCUGGUUCCACUGCCAUCCCUGGCAGUGCAUUCCAGACUCCUCCACUCUCUGUGUAAAACCCUUGGCCCUUAAAUCUACUGUGAAUGUCCCCUCUCUCACCUUAAAUGCGUAUCUCAUAGUAUUAGACAUUUCAACUCUGGGAAAAGGACUGUCAAUCCAAUCCAUACAUCUCAUUAUCUUAUGGACAUCUAUCAAGCUUCUCCUCAGCUUCUGUUGCCCCAGAGAAAGCAACCUGAGUUUUUUCUAACCUCUCCUUAUGGCUCAUACCCUCUAAUCCAGGCAGCAUCUUGGUAAACCUCUUCUGCACUCUCUCCAAAGCCAUCAUAUCCUUCCUGUCAUGUGGUAAUCAGAGUUGAUUACGAUACUCUAAAUGUGGCCUAACCAAAGUCUGAUAAAGCUGCAACCUGACUAUUGUACUCAAUUCCCUGAUCAAUAAAUGCAAGCAUGCAUGUGCCUUCUUUACAACACUAUCCAUUUGCAAGACCACUUUCAGGGAGGUGUGGACUUGAACCCCAAGUCUCUCGCGACAACAAUGCAUUUUAAGGUCCUGCCAUUAACUGUAUACAUUUCCUUAACAUUUGAUCUCCAAAAGCGCAGCACCCCACACUUACUCGAAUUAAACUCCAUUUGCCAUUUCUCAACCCAUAUCUGCAACUGAUCUAUAUCCUGCUGUAUCUUUUGCCAACCUCUACACCAUCUUUGGAUCACCUGCAAGCUUCUCACCCACCCAUCUACAUU
Molecule: messenger RNA, 2922 nt
Organism: Chiloscyllium plagiosum (whitespotted bambooshark)
Lineage: Eukaryota; Metazoa; Chordata; Chondrichthyes; Orectolobiformes; Hemiscylliidae
Source: RefSeq, a predicted model, not a curated record